Molecule: messenger RNA, 1928 nt
Organism: Xiphias gladius (swordfish)
Lineage: Eukaryota; Metazoa; Chordata; Actinopteri; Istiophoriformes; Xiphiidae
Gene: bbln
Product: bublin coiled coil protein
Exons: 3
Coding region: 498-881 (127 amino acids)
Source: RefSeq, a predicted model, not a curated record
AACGCGAAAUCAAAAAACGACAGCCUUGCCCGGAGACGGGCACAGGCGCUAGCAACGUCGAAAACAAUUUCCGGAUCGUCGGCCGCGCACGAUCGAAGAUAUUUGUACUCAGCUACCAUAUCAGGUUUUCUGUACAGCGUGAGUCACCUUUCGUAGAACUACAGAAAUCUUUGCCGGGAGCGCAAGGGCCCGCCCACAUUUUUCCCAUAAGGCCUUGGUUCCAUAAACAGAAAUCUGACGUCUGGAAAAUACGACAGGUCAAAACAGUCAGCUAGCACCUCGGGAGAUUUCCUCCUGGGACCUGUGGAUGUACCCAAACCGUCUGCAAAUAACGUUAAAGUGAACGUGUAUUAUUGUAUUCUGGUGUCGUCUUUGCUGAAUCUGAAUACUUGCUUGCGGGGUCCCUUGCUAAUACUAGCUAGCUGGCAGUCUAGCCAGCUUGUCAGUCGAGAAGUAGCUCUUUCUGUAACCAAAUAACAAACGGGAAUAUCUGGAUAAUGUCUGGGCCAAACGGGGAUCCGAACAUCUCGAUCGACGAUUGUAUUAUCAACGACGAAGACGAAUUCGGCGAAGAAGAGUACGCUGCCGUCAACUCCAUGCUAGAUCAGAUCAACUCUUAUCUAGAUGACCUGGAGGAGCGCAAUGAUGCACUCAACGGCAAACUGCAUGAACUCCUGGAGUCCAACCGGCAAGCCCGGCUGGAGUUCAGGGCCCAACUGCUCGGCGCCCCAACCCAGGAGGAGCAUCAUCCUGCGGACGGGGACUCCUCAUCCAGCAAGGAGGGCCUGGGCGAGGACGGUGGGGGACUGAGUUCAGCAAAAUGCAAGGAUAGAAAUAUUCAUGAAAGUGGCUCGACUUCUGACCUCUGUUUUUCGGACUAGUGAACCCUGAUCUCCAUAGUCCACGCGUGUCUGAUUCUCCUGUGAAUUUACACGCCAUCAGCAGACGUGUGUACAACCAUAUUUUGCUCAACUCAAUGCAGGUUUUCUCCUGUGUGCUGACGUUUGGUUCCUGAGCAGAGUGGAGUUUAUUGACCUCUAGCAACUUCUCGCACAAGUUGGACAUCAGUUACUUUGCACUCUGUUGCAGACUUGCUGAAAUCUAAGUCAGGUGUGUUGCCAUGUAAAAAGCUGCGUCCCUCUGUGCAGAGUUGUGUUCAGGUUCGUGUGAGACAUCAUGAACCCAUUCCUAAAGUCAGAAACAUCUCAGAUUUAAAAAAAAAAAAAAAAAAAAAAAAAGGGUAAUAAAAAAGGUGUGGCAUCAUUCAUUAAUCUAUACUCAAACUACAGGAUCGUGCUCAGAUUCCUGACAUAAACAUCAAUGUUUGAUCUCACCGGAGGGUUUGACUUGUCUGGCUUUUUUUUGCCAGGAGGCAAGAGAUUGCAAUGCUUAGCCUCUGCAGACCAUUAUUCGCUGAUGUCCAUGGUGAUCCGCACCAUAUGUACAACCAAAUGUUAUACAGAUCAGCUUAUGAAUCAGUCCUCAUGACCGAUCAGUAGUGUGUUUCUGGCUUCAGAGAAAGCCUCCACUGAGUGUCGACAUCAGCUUUGUAAUAGCUGUACAAUCUCUAUAAUUGCUGUAUGUAUUAUCCCCGAAAAUAAAUAUGCAACAUUCCAGAUGUCUAGAAAUGUUUGUUUGAUCUCCGGCAUUACUGUAAAUCUACACUGUGCUGUCCUGUUCAUUUUCUUAUAUCUGUUUGAACUAAGUGAUGGAGCCUGAAAAGCGUUUGUAUAUGUUUAGUGACAGCAAAUAAAGUCAAAAUUAAGUCAGCAAAGUGCGGGAACAGUCGAACAUUUUAAUAUAAAUUAAAAUGACCCCCAAACAGAAAACAAACAUCCAAAAAUACAUGAAACUUCCAGCAAUUAGAAAACAUCACUUGUUUGUUCAACGCAGUUUGUCAGUAGCUGAAUAAAAAUACAAGAAACGUA